CGUACCCGCCGACCGUCUGCUGCCGAGGACUGCUGGAAGCGGACAUGUUAGACCGGCCUGUCCGGGGAUAAACACUGCGCAUAACCUCGUGUCGGACGGUAAAGGGAGAAGUCGCCGAGGCGGGAGACCAUGGAUGCCGUCAACGCGUUCAACCAGGAGUUAUUCUCCUUAAUGGACAUGAAGCCUCCCAUUUCUCGAGCAAAGAUGAUAUCGAUAACAAAAUCGGCUAUAAAGGCUAUAAAGCUGUACAAGCAUGUUGUCCAAAUUGUUGAAAAGUUCAUCAAAAAGUGCAAACCAGAAUACAAAGUUCCAGGGCUCUAUGUGGUGGACUCCAUCGUUCGACAGUCACGACAUCAGUUUGGGGCAGAUAAAGAUGUAUUUGGGCCCAGGUUCACAAAAAACAUCACAGGGACAUUUGAGAACCUCUGCUUGUGUCCCACUGAAGACAGGAGUAAGAUUGUACGGGUGCUGAACCUUUGGCAGAAGAAUGGGGUAUUUAAGAUUGAUGUCAUCCAGCCCCUACUGGACAUGGCAGCUGGUACAAGCAGCAGCGCCCCAGUGACCGAUGUGGACCACGAAGGCCCAGAUGGCGGAUCCCCCUCCACUCCAGUUAAGGCACCCGCAGAUCCUCUUCCCUCAGUCCCUACCAACUCUAUUGUGGCAGCUGUUCCACAGCUGCAGAACUCAGAUGCCUUUGCUGCUGUGGCACAGUUGUUCCAGUCUUCUCAAGGACAGCAGCUUCAGCAGAUGCUUCAGACGUUCCAGCAGCCAGGGAAGCCUCAGUCCCCAGCACUGGAGAACAAUAUGAUGGCCCAGCUCCAGGCUGCCAGUGCUCCUCUUGCCCAGAUUGCCCAGCAUGCCUCACUCACCCAGCACACCCCAGUUGGUCCACAGCCUGUGGUGCAGAAAGCUGCCUUUGACAAGAAGCUUCUGGAUCGCUUUGACUAUGACGACGAGCCCGAAGGCAUCGAGGACACCAAAAAGGAUGAAUUGACGACUGUCACUUCUGUUACUACAGCCUCAACCACAACUGUCUCUGCUGUGCCCCAAGUGUUUCCCGUGGCCCUGCAGCAGCCGGUGUACCAACAAUUAGCUGCACAGAACCCCCACACGGAACACUUUCAGGGACCAUUGCUGGGAAUGCCACAGGACCCCACCCAUCAGGUUUCCCUACCCCCUAACGGGCAGCUCCAAGGCUAUAGUCUUAUACCCCCACAGUCGUACCCAGGGAUGAUGCCACAGAUGGGUCAGACUCUCCUACCCCAGCAGGCAACUGGCCUGCCACCAGGUUUCCCUGCGGGAUACCCUCCACAGAAUGAAGCCUAUGCCCAACACAUGGCCCAGCAGCCCCAGGAAGUGUCAAUGGAAAUAGACCCCCCACAAAUGGAGGGAAAGCACCGGUCCGAUGGCAGGAGAUCUCGAUCACGUUCAGGCUCCAGAUCCCCAAAGAGAAGGCGUUCCCGGUCCAACUCCCGCAAUCGCAGGUCUCGCCACAGGCGAUCACGUUCGCGGUCCAGGGACCGCCGACGCCACUCACCCCGCUCUCGGUCACAGGAGCGGAGGGAUAGGGAACGGGAAAGAGAACGGCGGCAAAAGGGGCUGCCCCAUAUCAAGAGUGAGACCCUUAGCGUGUGCAGUACAACUCUGUGGGUGGGCCAGCUGGACAAGCGGACACAGCAGCAGGACGUAGCCUGCCUGCUGGAGGAGUUUGGGCAGAUUGAGUCGAUCAACAUGAUUCCCCCACGGGGUUGUGCAUAUAUUGUGAUGGUCCACAGACAGGACGCCUUUCGUGCCCUACAGAAACUCAGCAGGGGAUCCUUCAAAGUGAACCAGAAAGCCAUUAAGAUUGCAUGGGCCUUGAACAAAGGGAUCAAGCCGGAGUACAAGCAAUAUUGGGACAUCGAACUGGGUGUCACCUAUAUCCCAUGGAGCAAAGUCAAGGUCGAUGACUUGGACAGCUUCUGUCAGGGGGGCAUGCUGGACCCUGAAACACUUUGUCCAGAAUGGAAGACCUCUCAGAAUGACUUGGAUAAACCAGAGGAGGUGGCACAGAAUGGCCGCUCAGACUCUGCACAGGCUGAGGAGAACCCGGCUUCUGGCGCCGUCCAGGUACAGCCUAGUGUCCAGUCCAUGGGAACUGUAGGAAGCCUUCAGCCUCCAUCCUUUCCCACACACAUGGGGCUUCCACCCCCCGCCUUCCCACCAGGAGUGCCCCCACCUCCCCCACCACCCUUCAUGCGUCCCGGAUUCAACCCUAUGCAGAUGCCUCCAGGAUUCCUUCCACCUAGUGCCAUGCCCCCCAUGGGUUCCACAGGACCCCCUCCACCUGCUUCAUCUGUUAACAUGCCUUCUUCAACUGUGCCUGGCAGUUCAGCCGAAGAGCCCUCCAAGGACCCUUCCAGUACCGUGGGAACCAGGAACACUGGAGAUGCUGUUGAUGGCUCCAAGUUGUAUGGCUCUGUCCCAGGGAUGAGCCAGGCGUCUAGCCUGCCAGGAUCCGUGCCUCAGCCAAUCGCCGGAAUGGGUAAUCAGGUGGGUGCUCCAGCAGGUCCACCAUCAGGUGGACUUCUGGGUGCCAGGCCUGGCAUGAUUCCCCUGCAACGCCCCCCAGGAGUCCCACCCCCUCACAUGCAGCGCUUCCCUCUGCACCCUCCACGGCCCAACAUGCCACCUAUGCCUCCGCAGAUGAUGCACAGGGGCCCUCCCCAGAUGAUGCAUCGAGAACCUCCACCUGGGGGUUAUGGCAUACCACCACCCCACCCCAUCAGGGGACCCUUCCCCCCCCAUGGGCCCCCCUUCAUACGCCCAGGGGGUCCCAGGGGCCCAGAGGUGCCUGACGACCGGGAAGGCAGGCCAUUUAGAAGCGAGCGGCCUGGGUUCGGGCGGGACAGGGAACAGGAGCGUUUUGGGGGCCGUCGGCCUCCUUAUGGCAGUGGCGGCAGUGGUAGCGAAGGGCGCAGUGGAGAGAGACCAGAAGGACGAGAGCGCUUUGCCAACCGACAUGAAGAGUUUGAGCAGCGAGGUGGGUGGGAGCGAGACCGCAGGGACUGGGGGCGCAGCCCAGAGCAUGAACGAGGGAGGGAAGUGGAGGACCGGGGUCGGCGUGCCAGCGGGCACAGGGACCGGGAGCCUGGAACACGGGAGAGGAGCACUCGUUGGGACAGGGAUGACCGCCGCGAAAAAGUGGACGAGGUGGAUGGUGCCGACCGUUACCGUGACUCCAAUAGCACUGAUGCCCCUGCAAACUCUGACAAAGAACUGACCCAGCCAGAGUCUGAAGGGCUGCCAGGUCCAGAGCCUUUAGCCCCGUCCACAGAAGUGACUGCGGAUCUGGUGGCCUCAGUGGCCCCAGUAUCAACUGAACCUGCAGAAAAACCCCAGGAAGCAGAGUCCUAGAGGCAACAGGAAACAUGCUUCUUGUGUACACAUAACGGAAAAGAAUACUGUAACAGAACAUAAAACUCUGGCAGACACAGACCACUGCCCUGUAAACCAGUGUCCCACUUUUGAGCUUGAAUGUUGUAAGAAAAAACCAGAAGAUAAAAAUGCUGUAAAUAUGCUUGUGCUAUUCAACACCUAUUUGUAGUUUUUUGGGGGAAGCGUUUUGUUCAUACCCCUUUGUGUUUAAAUGAAAUAAUAGAACCAAAUUGACUAAAAAAAAGAAAAGAAGGCCCUUUUGCGAUAACGUUUUUUAACUUUAAAUGUUUACAACGCAUAGUAAAUGAGAUGUUUCUAUAAUUUUUAAGUUAAAAAUCAUGAAUAAAUCUCCUCCAACAUUUGAGCUUUAGGGAUUUGUUUUUAAUAAACUAUUUUCGUACCAA
Scleropages formosus (Asian bonytongue) is the source of this 3821-nucleotide messenger RNA. RefSeq names its product SR-related CTD-associated factor 4a (gene scaf4a). The record is from RefSeq and is a predicted model, not a curated record. Gene Ontology annotation, molecular function: RNA binding; RNA polymerase II C-terminal domain phosphoserine binding. The transcript has 20 exons. Gene Ontology annotation, biological process: negative regulation of termination of RNA polymerase II transcription, poly(A)-coupled. Lineage: Eukaryota; Metazoa; Chordata; Actinopteri; Osteoglossiformes; Osteoglossidae. The coding region runs from base 130 to 3396 and encodes 1088 amino acids. Gene Ontology annotation, cellular component: nucleus.